Prionailurus viverrinus (fishing cat) is the source of this 983-nucleotide messenger RNA. RefSeq names its product transmembrane and immunoglobulin domain containing 1 (gene TMIGD1). The coding region runs from base 97 to 882 and encodes 261 amino acids. Gene Ontology annotation, cellular component: neuron projection. The transcript has 7 exons. The record is from RefSeq and is a predicted model, not a curated record. Lineage: Eukaryota; Metazoa; Chordata; Mammalia; Carnivora; Felidae.
ACCAACUCACUGUUUGUCCUGAGCCAGUUUUUCUGCUGGGCACAGUCUGACUUCAGCAUCUUAGUUACCAGCAGACCAGACGUAAAUUUGUUAAAGAUGGCCUGGAAGAUCAGUUGCCUAAUGAGAAUGUGCAGAUUUCUUCUCUUAGUGAUUUUGUUUCUGCCCUGUGAGGUGACAAGUUCUGUCUUAACUGUGAAUGAUAAAACUGAGAACUAUAUUCUGGACACUUGGCUUGGCUCCCAAGAAUCUCUGAAAUGUGCUGUUAAAAACCACACCAGGGAGGAAGAACUACUCUGGUACCGAGGAGAGGGGACAGUGGAUUUGAAAUCUGGAAACAAAAUCAACUCCAGUUCUGUCUGUGUCUCUUCCAUCAGUGAAAAUGACCACGGAAUCACCUUUACUUGCAAGCUACGGAGGGAUCAGUCGGUGUCCAUCUCGGUGGUGCUGAAUGUCUUUUUUCCUCCUCUUCUGAGUGGAGACGACUUGCAAACCGUUGAGGAAGGCAGUGAUGUGAAGUUGGUUUGUAAUGUGAAAUCCAACCCCCAGGCUCGAAUGAUGUGGUACAAAAACAGUAACAUCCUGAAUUUAGAGCAAAAUCACCAAGUCCAACAGACAAGUGAGUCUCUUCAACUGUCAAUCACCAAAGUCAAGAAAUCUGACAAUGGAACCUAUAGCUGCAUUGCAAAUUCACCUCUGCAAAUGGAGACCAAGGACUUUCACCUCAUUGUCAAAGAUAAAGGUGUGGCUAUACCCAUAGAACCCAUUAUUGCUGCAUGUGUUGUGGUCUUUCUGACAUUGUGCUUUGGACUCAUCGCUAGAAGAAAAAGUAUAAUGAAGCUCUGCAUAAAGGAUGAAGAUCCUCAAAGAGAAACAGCUUUAUGAGAAAGCUGAGACGCCAUCUAACACAGCAAGAGUUUUGCAUCAGGACUUCCUUGAUUUAUGUAGUCCCAUCUGUAUUUAUUGCUAUUAUUAAAUUCACUCCU